Messenger RNA from Lepus europaeus (European hare), 5830 nucleotides. RefSeq names its product elongator acetyltransferase complex subunit 1 (gene ELP1). Lineage: Eukaryota; Metazoa; Chordata; Mammalia; Lagomorpha; Leporidae. Gene Ontology annotation, biological process: tRNA wobble base 5-methoxycarbonylmethyl-2-thiouridinylation. The record is from RefSeq and is a predicted model, not a curated record. Bases 239 to 4240 code for a protein of 1333 amino acids. The transcript has 37 exons. Gene Ontology annotation, cellular component: cytosol; elongator holoenzyme complex. Gene Ontology annotation, molecular function: tRNA binding; protein binding.
CGCCCGUGCGUCUCUGUCGCACGCUGAGCACCUGAGCGGCGCUUCGCGCUCUACCUUUGGGUGUCCAGUGGCUGUAGCCCCUCCAGCCUAGCGCGCUCUCUGAGAGCUCGGAAGCCGCAGACCGAGGCUUCUGGGGGCCAGCGGCGCGAGGCCGCGUAGGCGAGGGUCCUCCGUGCGGCGCAGGGAUUAAUGCUUCAUCCAGGGAGAUUUGUACUUUUCUCCCGGGAAUUGCUUUAUCAUGAGAAAUCUAAAGCUACUUCAGACUCUGGAGUUCAAGGAUAUUCAAGCUCCAGGGAAACCUCAGUGCUUCUCUCUGCGAACUGAACCGGGGACAGUGCUCAUUGGCUCAGAACAUGGCCUGAUAGAAGUAGACCCUGUUACGAGGGAGGUGAAAAAUGAAAUUCCUUUGGUGGCAGAAGGCUUUCUCCCAGAAGAUAAAAGUGGCUGCAUUGUUGGUAUUCAGGACUUGUUGGAUCAGGAGUCUGUGUGCAUUGCCACAGCCUCUGGAGAUGUCAUUCUCUGCAAUCUCAGCACACACCAGCUGGAGUGUGUUGGGAGUGUUGCCAGUGGUAUCUCUGUCAUGAGCUGGAGUCCUGACCAAGAGCUGGUGCUUCUUGCUACAGGUCAACAAACCCUGAUUAUGAUGACGAAAGAUUUUGAGCCAAUUAUGGAGCAGCAGAUCCACCAGGAUGAUUUUGGUGAAAGUAAGUUUAUCACUGUUGGAUGGGGCAAGAAGGAGACACAGUUCCAUGGAUCAGAAGGCAGGCAAGCAGCCUUUCAGAUACAAACGCAUGAGUCUGCUCUGCCCUGGGAUGACCACAGACCACGAGUUACCUGGCGUGGGGAUGGACAGUUUUUUGCUGUGAGUGUCGUUUGUCCAGAAACAGGAGCUCGCAAGGUCAGAGUUUGGAACCGAGAGUUUGCUUUGCAGUCAACCAGUGAGCCUGUGCCAGGAUUGGGACCAGCCCUGGCUUGGAAACCCUCAGGCAGUUUGAUCGCAUCUACACAAAAUAAACCAAACCAACAGGAUGUUGUGUUUUUUGAGAAGAAUGGACUUCUUCAUGGACAGUUUACACUUCCUUUCCUCAAAGAUGAAGUUAAGGUAAAUGACUUGCUGUGGAAUGCAGAUUCCUCUGUGCUUGCUGUUUGGCUGGAAGAUCUUCAGAGGGAAGAAGAUUCCAUUCUGAAAACCUAUGUUCAACUCUGGACUGUUGGAAAUUAUCACUGGUAUCUCAAGCAGUGUCUGCCCUUCAGCACCUAUGGGAAGAGCAAGAUUGUAUCUCUGAUGUGGGACCCAGUGAUUCCAUACAGGCUGCAUGUCCUCUGUCAGGGCUGGCAUUACCUCUGCUAUGACUGGCACUGGACGACUGACAGGAGCUCAGGAGAUAAUGAGAGUGACUUGGCAAAUGUGGCUGUCAUUGAUGGAAACAGGAUAUUGGUGACAGUCUUUCAGCAGACUGUGGUUCCGCCUCCCAUGUGCACAUACCGACUGCUGCUCCCACACCCUGUGAACGAAGUCACAUUCUGUGCACUCCCUAAAAAGAGUAAUGACCUUGCUGUCCUAGAUGCCAGUAACCAGAUUUCUGUUUAUAAAUGUGGUGAUAGUCCAAGUAUGGACCCCACAGUGAAACUGGGAGCUGUGGGUGGAAAUGGAUUUAAAGUCUCCCUUAGAACACCUCAUCUGGAAAAGAGAUACAAAAUUCAGUUUGAGAAUAAUGAAGAUCAAGAAACAAACCCACUGAAGGUCAGCCUUCUCACCUGGAUUGAAGAAGACAUUUUCCUGGCCAUCUGCCACAGUCAGUGCAGCCCCCAACAGUCUGUCAUUCACCGCUUGACUGUGGCCCCUUGCGAGAUGGACGAGGAGCAAGGGCAGCUCAGUGUCAGUUCAUCCGUAUCAGUGGAUGGGAUCAUAAUCAGUAUGUGUUGCAAUUCCAAAACCAAAUCGGUAGCAUUACAGCUGGCUGAUGGCCAGAUACUUAAGUACCUUUGGGAGUCACCUUCUGUGGCUGUUGAGCCGUGGAAGAACCCUGGCGGAUUUCCCAUUCAAUUUCCUUAUCCAUGCAUACAGACUGAACUGGCCAUGAUUGGAGGAGAGGAAUGUGUCCUUGGUCUGACUGACAGAUGUCGCUUUUUCAUCAAUGACACUGAGGUUGCAUCAAAUAUCACAUCAUUUGCAGUUUACGAUGAGUUUUUAUUGCUGACGACCCAUUCCCACACCUGCCAGUGUUAUUGCCUGAAGGAUGCCUCAAUUAAAACAUUACAGGCAGGUCUGAGCAGCAGUCACGUGUCUAAUGGGGAGAUUCUGCGAAAGGUGGAGAGGGGUUCACGGAUUGUCACUGUUGUGCCCCGGGACACAAAGCUUAUAUUACAGAUGCCAAGGGGGAACCUAGAAGUUGUUCAUCAUCGAGCCCUGGUUUUAGCUCAAAUUCGCAAGUGGUUGGACAAAAUUAUGUUUAAAGAAGCAUUUGAAUGUAUGAGAAAACUAAGAAUUAAUCUCAAUCUGAUUCAUGAUCAUAACCCUGAGGUAUUUCUUCAAAAUGUGGAAACUUUCAUAAGGCAGAUAGAUUGUGUAAAUCAUAUUAAUUUGUUUUUCACAGAAUUGAAGGAAGAAGAUGUCACAAAGACCAUGUACCCUCCACCAGUUCCCAGCGGUGUCCAGCAGUCCAGGGAUCCUGGUGGGACAAAGCUCGACCUUAUCUGUGAUGCUCUGAGGGUAGCCAUGGAGAAUAUAAAUCCUCACAAGUACUGCCUGCCAAUACUCACAUCUCACGUGAAGAAAACAACUCCAGAAUUGGAGAUAGUGCUGCAGAAGGUACACGAGCUUCAAGGGAAUGCUCCAUCUGACCCUGAUGCUGUGAGUGCUGAAGAGGCCCUGAAAUAUUUGCUGCUUUUGGUAGAUGUUAAUGAAUUAUAUGAUCAUUCUCUUGGGACCUAUGACUUUGACUUGGUCCUCAUGGUAGCUGAGAAAUCACAGAAGGAUCCCAAAGAAUAUCUUCCAUUUCUUAAUACACUUAAGAAAAUGGAAACUAAUUAUCAGCGGUUCACUAUAGACAAAUACUUGAAACGAUAUGAAAAAGCCAUUGGCCACCUCAGCAAAUGUGGUCCUGAAUACUUCUCAGAAUGCUUGAACUUAAUAAAAGAUAAAAACUUGUAUAACGAGGCUCUGAAGUUAUAUCCACCAACCUCACAGGAGUACAAGGACAUCAGCCUUGCUUAUGGAGAACACCUGAUGCAGGAGCACCAGUAUGAACCAGCGGGACUGGUGUUUGCUCGCUGUGGGGCCCAUGAGAAAGCUCUCUCGGCCUUUCUGACUUGUGGCAGCUGGCAGCAAACCCUCUGCAUGGCAGCCCAACUUAACAUGACUGAAGAGCAGCUGGCUGGCCUGGGCAGAACUCUGGCAGGAAAGCUAGCUGAGCAGAGGAAGCACAGUGACGCAGCCAUUGUUCUGGAACAGUACACCCGGGAUUAUGAAGAAGCUGUUCUCUUGCUGUUAGAAGGAGCUGCCUGGGAAGAGGCACUGAGGCUGGUAUACAAAUACAACAGACUGGAUAUUAUAGAAACCAACAUAAAGCCUUCCAUUUUAGAAGCCUAUAAAAAUUACAUGGCGUUUCUGGAGUCUCAGACAGCCACAUUCAGCCGCCAUAAAGAACGUCUGUUGGUGGUUCGAGAGCUCAAGGAGCAAGCACAGCAGGUGGAUCUGGAUGAUGAGAUGCCCCAUGGUCAAGAGGCAGACCUCUUCUCUGAAACUAGCAGUAUUGUGAGUGGCAGUGAGAUGAGUAGCAAAUACUCCCAUAGCAACUCCAGGAUAUCAGCGAGAUCUUCCAAGAACCGUCGCAAAGCGGAGCGGAAGAAGCACAGCCUCAAAGAAGGGAGUCCGCUGGAGGAUCUGGCCCUCUUGGAGGCUCUGAAUGAGGUGGUCCAGAGCCUUGACAGGCUGAAAGAUGAAGUCUACCGUAUUUUAAAGGUACUCUUUCUCUUUGAGUUUGAUGAGCAAGGAAGGGAGUUACAGAAGACCUUUCAAGACACUCUGCAGUUAGUAGAAAGAUCACUUCCAGAAAUUUGGACUCUGACCUACCAGCAGAAUUCAGCCGUGCCUGUUCUAGGUCCCAGUUCUACUGCAAAUAGUAUCAUGGCCUCUUACCAACAACAGAAGACUUCUGCUCCUGUUCUUGAUGCUGAGCUUUUUGUACCGCCAAAGAUCAACAGAAAAACCCAGUGGAAGCUGAGCCUGCUAGAGUGACUGUGCCCAGCUGGGAGGGUUCUGACAGAGGAGACCAUAGACCAUUCCCUGCCUGUUCCUGGUUGUUCUUCCACCCCUUGUUCCUUGAGGCCUGGCUGUUGAGAAUGAGCAAAUAAUGCCUUGCUGGGAGUGCUGUGUGUGCCACACUUCAGCAGACACCAAGCGAUUCUAUUUUUAUUUUAUUUUCUGUAUGUCUUAAUUAUUAGAAAAACUUUUUAAGCUUUAACUAAUAUAGCAUAUUUUUAAAUGCUAUUACUUAGUGCUGUGUGAGAGCACAUUCCUGGUAAUGGUGACAUUGGGUUCACUCUCAGCUUUAGGUCUGAUUCAUAUUGGACCCUGGACAAGUCACAUAAUUAUUUUGUGCUUCAGUUUUUUGUCUGUUGAUUGGGAAUAACAUUUCAUGGCUUCUACCUCAAGUUUAAAGACAAGUAAAAUAAUGUUUCUAAAUUGUUAUGUUACUGGAAGAGAGCGCUCGAUAUAAAUAUCGUGGUUAUUAGAGCUACUGGUGUUUGGUUAUAGUCAUUUAAAUGAUGUCUCUUCACUGUAACUAAAGCAGAAUAAAAAAAUGAAAUGUAUACUGUGAAAUUCCAAGCCUUCCUAUGCUGACAGCUCUGUUUUUAGCACCUUCUCGGGUCUUGUGCUUCCAGGUGUAAUUGGGCUGAGCCUCCUGUAGUCACACUCUCCACAGGGACCAUUUCAUUGUUUCCAACUAGAGAGUUAGCAGUGUUAAAGCUGGGACAGAUUAGAAUUUCCCAACCAGUGUCAUGUGGCCGGUAGGUAUUGUAUGGCAUACAGGGUUGUGAAUUACUGUUUGUUCUCCAAAUAUUGCUUCCUUUAAAAGAGAAUGUUUUUGUCAGUGUCUAGGUCAUUUCACAUUUUUCUUUGUGGUGCUUAGCUGACCUCUGUUUCAUUCAGUUUCUCAAAAGAACUUUCAGUUAUUUCCUUUGGAAUAAAUGAAAAUGUUUUGUUUUUGGUGAGUCCAGAAAAGGCCCUGUUCAUUUUGACAACAGUUUUGUGGCUAAUCAUUGGGUAAAGUAAAAAAGUUUUCAUGUUUUUAAUACCAAAACUAGACUUUCAUUACUGUACAUAAACAGGAAACACUGCUUUUGAUCCUCAGAGUAUAGAUUUACUCAAGUGUAAUUUAAAAAAAAUUCUCCCUGGGGGCCAGCAUUGUAGUGUAACAAAUUAAGCCACUGCUCGCAACACCAGCAUCUGAUAUGGGCACUAGUUCAUGUCCUGGCUGCUCCACUUCUGAUCCAGCUCCCUGCAAAUGGCCUUGGAAAACAAGCAGAAGAUGGCCUAAGGCUUUUUGGGCCCCUGCCACCCACAUGAGAGACCUGGAUGAAGCUCCGGGCUCCUGGCUUUGGCCUUGCCAAGUGCUGACUGUUGUGGUCAUCUGGAGAGUGAACCCCUCAGUGGAUAGAAGAUCUCUCUCUUUGUCCCUCCCUCUUUCUAACUAACUCUGACUUUCAAAUAAAUAAAUAUUGAAGAAGAAAAUUUUCCCCAGUAUAGCAAGAUGCUUACUGCAGAAUCUAGCAGCAUUUGCCAUAUCAAUCACCUUUUUAAUGUGUUUGAACAUUUUUGCCAAAU